Molecule: messenger RNA, 614 nt
Organism: Pocillopora verrucosa
Lineage: Eukaryota; Metazoa; Cnidaria; Anthozoa; Scleractinia; Pocilloporidae
Product: cytochrome c oxidase subunit 5A, mitochondrial
Biological process (GO): mitochondrial electron transport, cytochrome c to oxygen
Cellular component (GO): mitochondrial inner membrane
Source: RefSeq, a predicted model, not a curated record
CAGACUACCGGGUAUCGGUACCUAGUCGCCAUUUUGGAUUACUUGAGUAGCGGUAGUUCUACGAGAUGCUCCGUUGUGUUGCCAGCCGCCUUGUGGUUCCCUCCAUGAGAGGUGCUGCCUCGAUGCUGGGUGUUACAUCACGAAAGAUGAGCAGCAAACCCAAAGAAUCAGAUGAAGCGUUUGACAACCGAUGGCACGCUUACUUUUCAAGACCAGACCUUGAUGCUUGGGAGUUGCGUAAAGGACUGAAUGAAAUCUAUGGACAUGACUUGGUUCCAGAACCCAAGAUCAUUAUUGCAAUGCUCCAUGCCUGCCGUCGACUUAAUGACUUUCCCAUGACUGUCAGGGUUCUUGAAGCAGUUUACGAUAAAGGUGCUGGAAGCAAUGAAAUCUAUAACUACAUUCUGGGUGAAAUCAAACCCACUAUGGAAGAACUAGGACUUUCCACCCCUGAAGAGCUUGGUUUGGCCAAAUGAUGCCAAUUGCAAGAUCCUGUGUUUGAAGUGGUGCUAGAUGCACAUACUGACUUUGAUGAGAAGUUUUUGAACUGGAUUAUCUCGUAUUGUGUUAUAAAAUUUUGACAUGACAUUAAACUUGGCUAUGUAAUUUUGAAA